GUCGUAGCUCCUGGCCGCUCGCAGCUCGCCGCCGUUGCCACUGCCGCUUCUGUGCGCGCCCCCAGUCAACCGCCGCCCGCCGCCCGCAGCGCGCAGCCCCCAGCCGGCUGGCCGCUCAGCGAGCCUGCGAACGACCCCCGCCCGGCCUCCGAGGCGGGCCCCCGGCCGGACCCUGAGCCUCGUCCUCUCGCGCUGCAGCCGCCCGAGCUUCGUCGGCCGCCUGUCGGGCAUGAAGACCAAGUUCUGCACCGGGGGCGAGGCGGAGCCCUCGCCGCUCGGGCUGCUGCUGAGCUGUAGCGGCGGGAGCGCGACCCCGGCGCCCGGCGUGGGACAGCAGCGCGACGCCGCCAGCGACCCGGAGCCCAAGCAGCUGGGCGGCAGGCAGCCGCCGCUCGCUCUGCCCCCGCCGCCGUUGUCGCCACCGGUACCCUCCCUGCCCCCGUCGGCGGCGGCAGACGAGCAGCCCGAGCCCCGGACGCGGCGCAAGGCCUAUCUGUGGUGCAAGGAGUUCCUGCCCGGAGCCUGGAGGGGCCUUCGCGAGGACCAGUUCCACAUCAGUGUCAUCAGAGGUGGCCUCAGUAACAUGCUGUUCCAGUGCUCCCUACCUGACACCAUGGCCUCCGUGGGCGAUGAACCUCGGAAAGUGCUGCUGCGGCUGUAUGGAGCCAUCUUACGGAUGAGGUCCUGUAAUAAGGAGGGAUCCGAACAAGCUCAGAAAGAAAAUGAAUUUCAAGGGGCUGAAGCCAUGGUUCUGGAAAGUGUUAUGUUUGCCAUUCUCGCAGAAAGGUCACUUGGGCCAAAACUCUAUGGCAUCUUUCCUCAAGGCCGACUGGAGCAGUUCAUCCCGAGCAGACGAUUAGACACUGAAGAAUUAAGUUUGCCAGAUAUUUCUGCAGAAAUAGCUGAGAAAAUGGCCACAUUUCAUGGUAUGAAAAUGCCAUUCAAUAAGGAACCCAAAUGGCUUUUUGGAACAAUGGAAAAAUACCUAGAUCAAGUGCUAAAAAUUAAGUUUACUGAAGAAUCCAGAGUUAAACAGCUCCAGAAGUUCCUCAGUUACAACCUGCCUUUAGAACUGGAAAAGCUGAGAUUAUUGCUUGAAUCUACUUUGUCUCCAGUUGUAUUUUGUCAUAAUGACUGUCAAGAAGGUAAUAUCCUAUUGCUGGAAGGCCGAGAGAAUUCUGAAAAACAAAAACUGAUGCUGAUUGACUUUGAGUACAGCAGUUAUAAUUACAGAGGAUUCGACAUUGGGAAUCACUUCUGUGAAUGGAUGUAUGACUAUACCUAUGAAAAGUACCCCUUUUUCAGAGCAAAUAGUCAGAAGUAUCCCACCAGAAAACAGCAGCUCCAUUUUAUUUCCAGUUACUUGACUACAUUCCAAAAUGAGUUUGGAAACCUCAGUAGUGAAGAAAAAUCCACAAUAGAAGAAGAAAUGUUGCUUGAAGUCAAUAGAUUUGCCCUUGCUUCGCAUUUCUUCUGGGGACUCUGGUCCAUUGUACAGGCCAAGAUUUCAUCCAUUGAAUUCGGGUACAUGGAAUAUGCCCAAGCCAGGUUUGAUGCCUAUUUUGGGCAGAAGAGGAAGCUCGGGGUGUGACUGGAAGGACCCCACCCCCUCCACCACUGGACUGCCAGGAGGCAGCCAAGUGGGCCUCUGCACUGUGGCCACUGCCAAGUGGCCACUACACUCACGUGGGGAGGCCUUGGCGUCUCACAGCGCACAGAUGUGUAUGAUACUAAGGACUGUAUUAAAGUGGAGUAACAUUUAUUUCCUAUCUUGUUUACAAUCUCACUAGGACUCUGAAACAAGAUUAGGA
Molecule: messenger RNA, 1811 nt
Organism: Octodon degus (degu)
Lineage: Eukaryota; Metazoa; Chordata; Mammalia; Rodentia; Octodontidae
Gene: Chka
Product: choline kinase alpha
Exons: 12
Coding region: 230-1591 (453 amino acids)
Biological process (GO): phosphatidylethanolamine biosynthetic process; CDP-choline pathway
Cellular component (GO): cytoplasm
Molecular function (GO): choline kinase activity; ethanolamine kinase activity
Source: RefSeq, a predicted model, not a curated record